AGUUUAUCACAGACAUCACCCGGGAGAAGGCGGAACACCACACACACACACAAUGAAUCGUAUAAACAAAAAGCUCUGGAAGCAACUGGACCCACACAUCCCUCAAAAUAUCGCGCACUUGCUCUGUUUCAAAACGCCCCCCGGCCUCCGUAUAAAUACCCCCAGUCUGCUCCCGCCACUCGCCUCGCACAAACGCAUCGAGCGCACACACACAGCUCAGACAAACCAGAGAGCAUCCGAUUUCUUGCAAAAAUCAGCUUUCCGUCCGUCGAUCGGUGCAUCACGCAAGUCCAGACGCAGACGCAGCUGAUCAAGGCGUUACCGGCAAUGGGCGAGCUGAUCCCUGGGUUGCCGGAGGAGGUGGCGCGGGAGUGCCUCGUCCGGGUGGGCUUCGACCAGCUGCCCGUGGUGCGCCGCAUCUCGCGCCAGUGGAAGUCGGAGGUAGAGUCGCCGGAGUACCACCGCCUGCGCCGGGCCGAGGGGCUGGCGCGCCCGGUGCUCGCGCUGGUGCAGGCCCGCCCGGCGGCGGCAGCUGGCGACGCGGGCCCGGCGGCGGACAAGCAACACUCGUCGGCGGCGGCGGCCUCGGGUGGCCCCGCGAACUCGUACCGGAUGGUGCUGCUGGACCCGGUGGAGGGCCGGUGGGCGCCGCUGCCGGCGCCGCCCGGGCCAGCGGGGAGCCUGCCCCUGUUCUGCCAGGUGGCCGCCGUGGGCGGCGCCGGGCAGGGGCGGAAGCGGCUGGUGGUCGUCGGGGGGUGGGACCCGGAGACGUGGGCGCCGGUGGACGCGGUGCUCGUGUACGACUUCCUGACCGGCGCGUGGCGCCACGGCGCGCCGAUGCCGGGCCCCCGCCGAUCCUUCUUCGCUUGCGCGGCCGUCGGCGGGGCCGUGUACGUGGCCGGCGGCCAUGACGAGGAGAAGAACGCGCUGCGGUCGGCGCUGGCGUACGACCCGGAGCGCGACGCGUGGGCGGCGCUCCCGGACAUGGCGGAGGAGCGCGACGAGCCGCGAGGGCUCUGCGUCGGCGGCAAGUUCGUCGUCGCCGGCGGGUACCCGACGCAGGCGCAGGGCCGGUUCGUCGGCUCCGCGGAGGCCUUCGACCCGGCGGCGUCGGCCUGGGCGCCCGUCCGGGACGGCCUGCUCGAGGACGGCGCGUGCCCGAGGACCUGCUGCGCGGCGCCGGGGGCGGCGGGGCGCCUGUACAUGCUCCGCGACGGGCACCUCGUGGCGCGCGACGCCGCGCCGGGCGCGGCGUGGCGGCCGGUGGCGCAGGUGCCCGAGGACGCGCGCACCGCAGCGACCGUCUCCGCCAUCCCCGGGGGGCGCGUGGUGGUGAUCGGCUCCGGGUGCCACGGCGGGGACCAGGCCGUGUACGUGCUCCGCGAGGAGGCCGGGAAGGGCGCGUCCUGGGAGCGCGCGGCGGCGCCGCCCGAGUUCGCCGGGCACGUGCAGGCCUCCUGCUGCCUCGAAAUCUGAUGAAGUGUACAUAGUAGAAUGCAGAACGGAUCUGCCUAUACGUCUGCACAUACCUACGUACACUCUGCAACUACGUCUCACUGUUGUGUACAGAAACAACAUCAAGCAAAGCAGAGUAGCGAGGGAAGGGGAACAAAGCUUAAGAACAGUACAAAUGUUUGAGAAACCGGUGAAAUAUCAAUGGCAGUUUCGAAUGUUUCGUUCAAUCAAAUUUUGUUCAGUUGGAAUUUC
Messenger RNA from Panicum hallii, 1707 nucleotides. Its product is annotated as F-box/kelch-repeat protein At1g80440-like. The coding region runs from base 328 to 1476 and encodes 382 amino acids. Gene Ontology annotation, molecular function: protein binding. The transcript has a single exon. The record is from RefSeq and is a predicted model, not a curated record. Gene Ontology annotation, biological process: negative regulation of cytokinin-activated signaling pathway; regulation of phenylpropanoid metabolic process. NCBI's taxonomy places the organism in Eukaryota, Viridiplantae, Streptophyta, Magnoliopsida, Poales, Poaceae.